This is a messenger RNA of Cottoperca gobio, 7299 nucleotides long. RefSeq names its product eph receptor A7 (gene epha7). Gene Ontology annotation, biological process: protein phosphorylation; ephrin receptor signaling pathway; axon guidance. The record is from RefSeq and is a predicted model, not a curated record. Lineage: Eukaryota; Metazoa; Chordata; Actinopteri; Perciformes; Bovichtidae. Gene Ontology annotation, cellular component: plasma membrane; dendrite. Gene Ontology annotation, molecular function: protein binding; ATP binding; transmembrane-ephrin receptor activity.
AAUGGGAAGCACAAGAGACGCUGGCAAAGAGAGUUACGGUCUAGAUUGAAACCCGCGGCUGCACCAUGCUCUCCAGGUCUAUCCCGUGUCUGUGGAUUACAUUUUGCCUUCAUUUAUGCUGUUAUGUAGACAGCGGAAAAGCACAGAAUGGGAAGGAAGUGAUUCUGCUGGACUCCAAGGCACAGCAGACAGAACUGGAAUGGAUCUCCUAUCCUCCCAAUGGGUGGGAAGAGAUCAGCGGCUUGGAUGAGAACUACACACCCAUUCGCACAUACCAGGUUUGCCAAGUCAUGGAGCCCAAUCAGAAUAACUGGCUUCGGACUAAUUGGAUAGAGAAGGGCAAUGCCCAGAGAAUUUUUGUGGAACUGAAGUUCACCUUGAGGGAUUGUAACAGCCUACCCGGUGUGGUGGGCACUUGCAAGGAGACAUUCAACUUGUAUUACCAGGAAACAGAUUCGGAGGUGGGCAGGAGCUUGCGGGAGAACCAGUACGUGAAAAUUGACACGAUCGCGGCAGAUGAAAGCUUCACCCAGGGUGACCUGGGUGAGAGGAAGAUGAAGCUGAAUACAGAAGUGCGCAUAAUUGGCCCCCUGUCCAGGCGGGGCUUCUACCUGGCCUUCCAGGAUGUAGGGGCGUGUAUCGCCCUGGUCUCUGUCAAAGUUUAUUACAAGAAGUGUUGGUCUAUCAUCGAGAAUCUGGCCACGUUCCCAGACACCGUGACGGGAUCAGAGUUCUCCUCGCUGGUGGAAGUCGAGGGCAUGUGUGUAAACGACGCCGAGGAAGAGGCCGACAACUCUCCCAAGAUGCACUGCAGCGCUGAAGGAGAAUGGCUCGUUCCCAUUGGGAAAUGUAUAUGCAAAGCUGGAUUUCAUCAGAAAGGAGACGCAUGUGAACCGUGCGGUCGUGGUUUCUACAAGUCUUCCUCCCAGGACCUUCAGUGCUCUCGUUGUCCAGUGCACAGCUUCAACGACCGCGAGGGCUCCUGGCGCUGCGACUGCGAGGACGGCUACUACCGAGCACCCUCUGACCCUCCGUCUGUGGCCUGCACAAGACCUCCCUCCGCGCCUCAGAACCUGGUCUACAACAUCAACCAGACCACCGUUAGCCUGGAGUGGAGCCCGCCUGCUGACACAGGCGGCCGCAACGACGUCUCCUACAGGGUUAUAUGCCGGCGUUGCAGCUGGGAACCUGAGGAGUGUGUUCCAUGUGGUCCGAAUGUGGGAUACUCUCCUGCACAGUCAGGAUUAGUGGACACUUAUGUGACCAUCAUGGACCUGCUCGCCCACGCCAACUACACUUUUGAAGUGGAAGCUGUCAACGGGGUGUCAGAACUGAGCCGCACGCAGAGACUGUUUGCGGCGGUUAGCAUCGCUACUGGUCAAGCAGCUCCUUCCCAGGUCAGCGAGGUCAUCAAGGAGAAGGUGCAGCAGCGCAGCAUCCAGCUGUCCUGGCAGGAGCCCCAGCAACCCAAUGGCGUCAUCACAGAAUAUGAAAUCAAAUACUACGAAAAGGAUCAGAAGGACCGGGUCUACUCCACGGUGAGGUCCAAGUCCACAUCCGCCACAGUGAACAACCUGAAGCCCAGCACAGCCUACGUGUUCCAGAUCAGGGCCUUCACAGAGGCAGGAUACGGCACCUACGGCCCCAGACUGGAGAUCACCACCAAGGAAGAGGCCACAGCUGCGAUUGUCUCCAGCGAGCAGAACCCCGUCAUCAUCAUAGCGGUGGUGGCCGUGGCGGGGACCAUCAUCCUGGUGUUCAUGGUGUUCGGCUUCAUCAUUGGGAGAAGGUACGCUCUCGCGGGCCCCAUUGACUCUCCGCUCCUGCACUGCGGGUAUAGCAAAGCUGAUCAGGAGGGAGACGAGGAGCUCUACUUCCAGUUUAAAUUUCCAGGCACCAAAACCUACAUUGACCCUGAAACCUACGAGGACCCGAACAGGGCUGUCCAUCAAUUUGCCAAGGAGCUGGACGCCUCCUGCAUUAAAAUUGAGCGGGUUAUUGGAGCAGGAGAGUUCGGGGAGGUGUGCAGCGGCCGGCUCAAGCUGCCUGGAAAGCGGGACGUGUCGGUCGCCAUCAAGACAUUAAAAGUAGGCUACACAGAGAAGCAGAGGCGGGACUUCCUGUGCGAGGCCAGCAUUAUGGGACAGUUCGACCAUCCUAAUGUCGUUCAUCUAGAAGGAGUUGUGACGAGAGGAAAGCCGGUGAUGAUUGUCAUCGAGUACAUGGAGAACGGCUCAUUAGAUGGUUUCCUCAGGAAACACGAUGGUCAGUUCACAGUCAUCCAGUUGGUGGGGAUGCUGCGGGGCAUAGCGGCAGGAAUGAGAUACCUCUCCGAUAUGGGAUACAUCCAUCGAGAUCUGGCUGCUCGAAACAUCCUUGUCAACAGCAAUCUUGUAUGUAAAGUGUCUGACUUCGGCCUGUCAAGGGUGAUAGAUGACGAUCCCGAGGCUGUCUACACAACAACUGGUGGCAAAAUACCCGUCCGAUGGACCGCGCCAGAAGCUAUACAGUAUCGCAAAUUCACCUCUGCAAGUGACGUGUGGAGUUAUGGCAUUGUCAUGUGGGAGGUCAUGUCCUACGGGGAACGGCCGUACUGGGAUAUGUCCAAUCAAGAUGUCAUAAAGGCGAUAGAGGAGGGCUACCGUCUUCCAGCCCCAAUGGACUGUCCCCCAGGCCUGCAUCAGCUGAUGCUGGACUGCUGGCAGAAGGACAGAGCUGAACGUCCCAAAUUCGAUCAGAUAGUUGGCAUCCUUGAUAAGAUGAUCCGCAACCCUAACACGUUAAAAACCCCAGUGGGAACAUGUACGAGACCAAUUAGUCCACUGUUAGAUCAGAGCACACCAGACUUCACUGCUUUCCGCUCAGUGGGAGAGUGGCUGGAAGCCAUCAAGAUGGAACGAUACAGAGACAACUUCACAUCAGCGGGUUACAGUUCCCUGGAAUCUGUGGCCAGGAUGUCAAUCGAGGACGUGAUGAGCUUGGGGAUCACGCUGGUUGGCCAUCAGAAAAAGAUCAUGAGCAGCAUACAGACUAUGAGAGCCCAGAUGCUGCAUCUCCACGGCACGGGUGUCCAAGUGUGACGAACUGGCUGCAUCAUGCAGGGUGAAAACAAAAACAGAACUUAUCUGGAGCAGUGCCUGGGACGUAACCGGGAUAAUCGUCAAAGUAAACGAACAGCUGUUAUGUCUGACUCUUCCGGCUGUGUCGGGAGUGAAAUCAUUCCUUUGUUCCUCAGUGAAGGGUUGUGGUCCGCCUCUUCAAAGGGCACUAAAGGGAGGAAACGGACAGAAAACAGCAACAAAAAAGAAACUACCUGAACGAGAUGACUUCCUUUUACUUUACUUUUUUCACUUUUGAAGCGCUUAUGAACCCAACCACAUAUCAAAUGGCGCAUUGGAAAGGAGUUUGACGCUUCUGUUUCUUUAACUUAAGAAUGAUUUAAGUGCACAUGAUGGCUAUGGAUUUCCUUUAAAAGAACAAAAAAACUACUUGUCUACUUGCGGUGGUUUCAUUUAUUUUAUGUUUUUAUUUGUUCAUUUUCUUUCUGUUCGCCAGAGUGACAUGUUGUGGCCAUGCAGCAGUUUGCUCUCUUCUAUUUGGAUUUGACAACAGGGUAAACUCUCUUUUAUCCAAAUGCAGAGGGAACUUUUUAGGUGCAAAUCCAAAGGUGUAUUUUGUGCUGACACGUGCUGGACUGUUUGCAGAGACUCGUGUUUCCUUCAUGUGCUGUGCAAGUGAAAAUGGUAUCUUCAUAUGUUUGUUUGUAGCCUACAGCUGUGGGUUUUUGACAUGGUUUCAACCUUUUAAUUUCGUUUAUUAUGGAAUUUUCUGAAGAGUGCAACACUGAGGAUUCUUCGAAUCAAAAGACUUUUAUAUCAGAGUAGCACUAUCUUUUGUCUUAGUGUUCACUACAGGAAACCCAAAACAGUUACUUGGUUAUUAAGUAGAAUGUUGCAGCACUGUUGAAAUAUUUUAUUGAAAUUUAAGCCACUGCAAAUAGUUUUGCCAUCAUUUUGCCUAAAAUGUUGCACACAGUGUUUGUUUUGGUGCAUUGUUGAGCUGCAAGUACAAUUUUUAAGGGUGGCUCCAAGAACGUUGUAGACGUAAUACUGCCUUAAAAUGUGUUAGAUUAAGUAUUGCCACUAUUUUAGGCACUUCAAUGGCAAUGCUUUCUGCAUUCAUUUAAAGGGUGAACAUUCGCCCUAUAUUUUAGUUGUUCUUGUAGUGUGAUGUCUUUUUAUCUGGAACUUGAAGUGGUGCACGGGCACGUUUUAAUUACAUGUGUGAAACAGUCAGCGAAGAAGAGAAGGACUAAACAGAGCAAUAAUUACCAGGUAGAAAUGGUCCUUACUUGAGAUUUUUAAGGUGCUAGGUUGUAUCGCAAGUGUGUGCUGUGCUGAGACAAACCCUUUGGAAAGAUUCAGUCACCAACGGAAAGGAGAGGAAUGCACCUCUUUAACCUAAAGACGGUUUGAAAAGUGCUCCGAAAACAUCCGUGCCAAGUCAUCAAAUGAAAUAAUCAUGUUGUAUUUUGCCACUAUGAUAUGCUAAACGUGUGAUGGACAUCUCACGUGGCAUGGAAAUGUGGAAUUGUGUGGCUGCAGAGGUGAAAGAGGCACUAUUCAAAACACGAGAUGCCAAUUAGCCAUGCUGACAUCAUCUUCGGACACCAACGCACUGUCCAGGAAUCAAAGAGCCCCUUCAGGGUUUGGGUCUGAAAAUUAGGACCAAACGAUGGAGCUGGAGACGCAGAUUGUGCUGUUAAAUCCCCCCGUCCCAGCUCUGCAGGCAGCCAUGCAGCUCCCUUAUUUAUUCAUGUGUCUCCAGCGCUCAUCCCUCACAGGCGUAGAUGUGAUGGAACAUGCAUUAAAGUGUCUCUUAAGAUUGCUCCUCUUUUCUUCCAUACGGCUUUGUAUGGAGAACAGAGAGGGGGCUUUACAGAAGAUGUGCUAAAAGCCAAUCAACCUAUUCGAUGCCAUCUGUCUCCACUUCAAAUGCAAAAAUGGAGAAAGUUAGCAUGUUGAGUAUGUUUUAGUGCAGAAUUUGUUGAUAGGAAAAAGCAGUUAUUCAACUGCCAUGUAAAGAGGAGUGGUGUUUGUAGACCAUUACAACCAUCAUCUUCUACUGCUACUGUAAGCAUAGACAAAUCAUAACCACAUCACGAAUCAUCAACCUUGUUGUCACUGACAAACAGUAAAACUCCUACUAGCUUUCUUUAUUAUCUCCAUUGUCUCUUAAACUGCAUACACAUUGAUAGCAUCUGAAAACACAUGGUUUCUCUCCGCUGUGGCCCCGUAUCCAGACUCAUCUGGUGUGGAGCCUUUAGAAAAGCGUCUCCAGGGCAGAGGAAUGUGAAAGGCAAGGGAAAGAAGGAAGACGUAAGCCUACCUAGACACGAUUGAGUAAACUCUGUUCCCUAUCAAAGGGUAGCUAUAAUCUUAAAAGUGAUGUGGACAGCAGACAUGCCUGGCUGCAAAGACACGUUCAUGUACGUUUGUCUGCACAUACUGGCUUUUUAGGCCGGAUGCAGACGGUCCCUCCAGAGCUCACAGACCUCUGGAAUCCAGAAAGCAUCAUUUGUGCAUCAGCCUCUCUGUUAUCACGCAACACAGGUGUUCUCAUUAAUCUUGUUUAUUUUGCCUGACAAUUUUGCCAUCAUGGAAAAAUUGAUUUAGGAUGUAACUAAGGAUUAUUUUCAUUAUCAAUUACUCUGCCAAUCAUUCUCCCACUUAAUCCACACAUUCACAUUCAAGUCGGAACCUGUGCAUUGUUGCCUAACAAUUCAUUUAAAGGGUUAGUGAGUGAAACAUUUUCAGUUGAUUUGUUCAUCAACUAAUUAUUUUAGCUUUAGAUUUCAUUGGCUCAGUUGCAUAUUGAUUAGUUGCAAUGAAAACACUAUUUUAUACGUUUUAAUUGUCUGACAGCAGAAAAGUAAAUGAUGAGUACUGUGGAGUUUGGCUUUAUUAAAACGUGAUAACUGAUGACAGUUGGGCCUCAGCGGACUAACCAGGCUCUGUCUGUGCCACUGUGGGCUGGGACAUGCAGGUGUGUUGUUCACCGAUAGAAAGAAAACAACAUGUGUUCCUGCUGUCGAGCUGCCGAGAUCUUAAUGAAAAUGACCUGAACAAAUCUAGGAUGCACGUUCAGAAGGAUCCAGUUUAGUGUGGAUGUCUGCUUUGAUCCAUGUGGGACUCACCUUUGUGAGAGGACACCAGGAAUUAGCCCUGCCCAGCUCUGAGCCCAUGUGUCACACACCCUCCCUUUAUCCAUACAGCAGAGCUCAGCAAUUGGGCCUUGGCCAGACCUUUGAAUUGAAUACCAGCAUAAAGUCAUUCAGUCAGCACAAAACUCCUUAGUUCACAGGCAGCACUCUCUCUCACCCCCACUCCCUGCUCUGAUUUUAAAACCGGGCCCGGGAGGCCCCUCAGUCUCCCCAGGGUAGAAUCUGUCCCCUUGUUCCUGUGCUGGGGAAACAGCAGUUUGAGCCAAAUUGAGAUUAAGGCCAGGAUACAAUCGAUUCAACAUCCACAUCACCUGUAACCUUCACGUCACGUCUGUUUCAGCUUGUUCCAUCCACAGUUGAAACUUCAGGUUUUGCUCAACUCUGGACAAGAAAAGUUUUGUUGCGGCUCUAUUUCAGCAGAAAUACAAAAAUAAUACAACAUCUAAAAAGGCAAAACACAGAAACCUGCAGGAUGUACAGCGGGUGGGCUGGAAUCAGGAAUAACAGAUUAUUUUUCAAAUCUAGUGGUUCAGUAGUUGGAAAUUAGUUUCACCGCUUUUGCGAGGUGGUGGAUAAUUCCAAAGAGUGCAGCACUGUUGAUUGUGUCAGAGAGAGUCAAGAUGUGAGGGAAUCUUUGUAUAUGUUCUAAUUGUAAAACUUGUACAUUUUAUUUAUAUUGUUUUUUACACAUAUUACUCAGUAGAGAGCUCUGAAUACAUUGAAAAUGCACUAUAUUUUUCUAUCUGAUGAAUUAUUGUCACCCACAAGAUUUCAGUUGUAGAUAAUUUUUCAUUUAGGACCAAAGACAGUUGAUAGGAUUUCCAUCUUAACUUUGACUUUUGAUUUUGCGUUUUAGUUUGUUGUACAGUAAUACAAAUUGUCCGUUUAUUAUUUAUUUUUCUGUGAUGAAAGUAUUGAGAAUAUUCACUGGUCAAAAGUAUUUUCCCCAACAGCAGAACUGUAAGAUCAUUUAAUUAGACACGUUCUUGUUACUUAGACAAUUCUUUUUGCUUUGUAACCUUUGUAAUAGACUGUACAUAUAUUUUUGGAAAUAUAAUACAAUCUCUAUAGAAGUU